AUGGAUGCUGCUCUGCUCCUCAAUGUGGAGGGUGUCAAGAAGACCAUUCUGCAUGGGGGCACAGGGGAGCUCCCCAACUUCAUCACAGGCUCCCGAGUGACCUUUCAUUUCCGCACCAUGAAGUGCGAUGAGGAGCGCACGGUGAUCGAUGAUAGCAGGCCCGUGGGCCAGCCCAUGCAGAUCAUCAUUGGGAACAUGUUCAAGCUGGACGUGUGGGAGACGCUGCUGGCAUCCAUGCGGGUUGGCGAAGUAGCCGAGUUCUGGUGUGACACCAUUCACACCGGGGUCUACCCCAUGCUUUCCCGGAGCCUGCGGCAGGUGGCUGAAGGCAAGGACCCCACGGAAUGGCACGUGCACACAUGUGGGCUGGCCAACAUGUUCGCCUACCACACACUGGGCUAUGAGGACCUGGAUGAGCUGCAGAAGGACCCGCAGCCACUAAUCUUUGUCAUCGAGCUGCUGCAGGUGGAAGCCCCGAGCGAGUACCAGAGGGAAACGUGGAACCUGAACAACGAGGAGAGGAUGCAGGCUGUGCCCAUCCUCCACGGAGAGGGCAACCGGCUCUUUAAGCUGGGCCGCUACAACAAGGCAGCCGGCAAGUACCAGGAGGCCAUCGUUUGUCUGAGAAACCUGCAGACCAAGGAGAAGCCGUGGGAGGCGCAGUGGCUGAAGCUGGAGAAGAUGAUCAACACUCUGAUCCUCAACUACUGCCAGUGCCUACUCAAGAGAGAGGAGUUCUACGAGGUGCUGGAGCACACCAGCGACAUCCUGCGCCACCACCCAGGGAUCGUGAAGGCUUACUACUUGCGCGCGCGCGCUCACGCCGAGGUGUGGAACGCGGCCGAGGCCAAGGCGGACCUGGAGAAAGUGCUGGAACUGGAGCCGGCCAUGCGCAAGGCGGUGCAACGGGAGCUGCGGUUGCUGGAGAGCCGCCUGGCCGACCAGCAGGAGGAGGAGCGGCGGCGCUGCAGGAGCAUGCUGGGCUAG
Messenger RNA from Jaculus jaculus (lesser Egyptian jerboa), 987 nucleotides. It is a transcript of the gene Aipl1, whose product is annotated as aryl hydrocarbon receptor interacting protein like 1. Lineage: Eukaryota; Metazoa; Chordata; Mammalia; Rodentia; Dipodidae. The transcript has 6 exons. The record is from RefSeq and is a predicted model, not a curated record. The coding region runs from base 1 to 987 and encodes 328 amino acids. Gene Ontology annotation, molecular function: protein binding; peptidyl-prolyl cis-trans isomerase activity.